AUGCCUUCAUUUGCAGCAGGGAAGCAUCGACAGCCAUUUCCACCGCUUUUCACGACCAUUCAUUAUGUCGAUUCUACAAGCCUCGCCGCCGGCGGUGAUUUUAGCCGGACCCCCACGGCACUGAAGGACAUGGCACAAGGCACCCGUGACUGGCCAUCCGGGGGCGCCGCAAAGAUCUUGCGCAGCGACGAAGCACGCGCAACUAUUAGCAAGGUCAAGAGAGCCUUCGACGUUCGGCCCAAGGGCCAGCCGGGAGAAGUCUGGGAAAACCGCCACUAUUAUUGUCUGGACCACCUGGUCCACCCGAACAACAAAGGUGACGACGGCAAUGACGACGAUGGUGGUGACGGCGACGACUCUACCGACGGCGCCGCAGGAAAGAAAGGCAAGUGCAAAGCCAAGGCUACGCCAAAGAAGGGAUUCUUUAAGCACACGGCCGCCAACGAAGGGCAAGGGAAAGGCCAAGGCCGCCGCCAAGGCAACACCCGUCAAGAAAAGGGGAAAGGGCAAGGCCGUCGCACGUACCCCUAUCACGCCCAGCCGGACCCAUGCGGCUUUCUCGACCCGCUGGCUGCGACCAGGACCGGCAGCAGGAGCACGACCGCCCGCCUGGGGCCAGACACUGGUUCGUGCAAGCACCACAAGCUCAUAAGGGACUAUGAAGAUAGACAACAACACGUCACCCGAGCGCCCGCCGCAUGUUUCCUGCCUGGCUACAGGUUGAGUUUAGCCGCCUGGCCCCUCAAUCUCACGAUGGUCAAGUGGGAGGAGAUCCAUCUCCUCUCGGAUCUCCUCCCACCGCAAUACAAGUUCAAGGGAGAGUUCAACCGUCUGAGCCUAAAAACGGGCAUAUCGCCUGCUCAUUCAUCAACAAAUCGUGGAGAUCAUGCAGUGUUCUCUACCUGCCUGCGGGGAGAGGUCAACUGCCUGAACUGUCUUUGGGCAUAUCGCCCGCGGGAGGAGAUCCGCGAGGAUCUGUUUGAGGCGGUGAUGCAAGUUCAAGGUCCUCUGACCAAGGAACAGCAUCAGCAAAUUGUCGAGAUCAUGCAAGCAGGCAAGCAGGCAAGCAGGUAA
Messenger RNA from Lasiosphaeria miniovina, 1074 nucleotides. RefSeq lists its product as uncharacterized. The coding region runs from base 1 to 1074 and encodes 357 amino acids. The record is from RefSeq and is a predicted model, not a curated record. Lineage: Eukaryota; Fungi; Ascomycota; Sordariomycetes; Sordariales; Lasiosphaeriaceae. The transcript has 5 exons.